This is a messenger RNA of Fusarium verticillioides 7600, 3077 nucleotides long. RefSeq names its product serine/threonine protein kinase. The coding region runs from base 74 to 3004 and encodes 976 amino acids. Lineage: Eukaryota; Fungi; Ascomycota; Sordariomycetes; Hypocreales; Nectriaceae. The record is from RefSeq and is a predicted model, not a curated record. Gene Ontology annotation, cellular component: nucleus. Gene Ontology annotation, biological process: protein phosphorylation; mitotic DNA damage checkpoint signaling. The transcript is spliced from 5 exons. Gene Ontology annotation, molecular function: protein serine/threonine kinase activity; ATP binding.
ACAUCCUCGCCUUCAUUUUCUUUCGCGUUACUCAGGACUCCAAACCAAUGUUCGCGUUCUCUUGGCGUCUACGAUGGCGAGACCAGAUUACACUCAGAUAUGUCGCGACAUAAGAUCACAAUUUACGAUCAAGUUUAAAAAAGCCAAAACAAAGGACAAGUUCGCGACAAGAGGCAUGGUCAGAGAUAUUCUAUCACGGCCUUUGCUGAAAAUGCUUUACGAGAGCAUUUACAAGGAUGCCAGCAUCUCAGAGACAGGCCCAGACGAUGUUAAUGCCUGCCGCUUUGUUCGAAGUAUAGAGAGAAAAAUGCUGCACGACUUCUUGGCCAUUUUAUUAUACGCAAAGUGCUCAAUCAAUGCCGCAAAAAUCUUUACCAAUGAGCUCGUAUUCGGAAGCAUGGCAGAGGAGCAGCAACAAUAUAGCGAAACUCCAUAUUUGCUCCCAGCAACUGAGGAUUAUCUCAACAGUCUGUUCGACCCCUUUGACGCCCAGGAAAUCUUCGCUGAGCAACAGCCUUUCUGUACGAUCGUACUUGGUGGACCAGGAGUCGUCACGAUUGAUCAAGACGAUAAGCGGUCUCUGCCAUGGCUAGACGAGAAACAUAUCGGUUCAGGUGCUUUUGGAAGUGUUUAUGAGGUCAAGAUACCCAAGGACCACUUGACAAUGCAUCGAGACUUUAACCAAACUAUCAGAACUUCCAAACUCGUUGCUCGCAAAGACUACAAACCCGCCAAGGAUAUGGAGGAAAGCUUCGAGAAAGAGGUGGCAUCUAUCCGAGAAAUAUUCAGUGGCAACUCCAAGCACAACAAUAUUCUGGAGAGCUUUGGCACCAUUAUCAUCAGGGGGCCAGAGCAAAAGUUCAGUUUACUUAUGCCACUAGCAGAGAUGGACCUGCAGAAGUAUAUGGAAAGCAAUCUGGAUAUCUCUGCUGAUGGCAGAUGGGCGCGAGAGCGUAUCAUCAGCGCCUCUAUAGGCCUGGCAGAUGGACUUGAUUUUCUCCAUAGCAAGAUGACUACAGCUGGAGGUGAUCGACUGGUUUGCUAUCAUAUGGAUUUGAAGCCUAGCAACAUCCUGGUGUUUCUGCAUGACCCACGACCGGAAGGUAGUGAUACAGAAGACCGAGACUAUGGUAUGAUUUGGAAGCUAAGCGACUUUGGCUUGUCAAGAGUCAAGACCAAAACAAAGCCGGAAAAGAAUCUGGACAGCCUCUUCGAGAGGAAACUCAUCGACCAAUCAAGCCAAGCGUCCCCGACCCAAAACAAUCGAGGAAAUGGCACAUACCUACCAAGCGAAGCUCAGGAUCAGGGAAAGACUAUGGACCAUAAGAGCGACAUCUGGUCCUUGGGCUGCAUUAUCAGCGUCCUAUUUACUUACAUGGAAGAAGGACACUCAGCGCUCGAGCGAUAUAGCGAUUUCCGACGCAAGUAUAACAAGCCUCACAAGAUGGUCGACGUCUUUUAUCAGGAGAACAGGCGCAGUAGGGGCACCGGUUUGAACGUGGCUGUGACAGCCCAACACACCAAAUUAAUUGAAGCCGCAAAGAAACGAAACGCGGCUGAAGGGGAAGCGGUUUCAUUUAUACUGAGGUAUCUGGAGAGUAGUGUCUUGGUGAUUGACCAAGGCAACAGGUGCAACGCAGAUUCAAUAGUUCAAUGCCUGGGAAAGACAUUAAAAAAAUAUCAAACCGCGGAAUCGUCCGCCAGGCCUGAAACCCCAGCAGAAAAGCCGUAUUCCUUGCGCCUGAAACUCAAAGAUGCCCUUACCAAUGGUUUCCGCAAAGAGCGUUCCAUCGUGCCACUAGAUAUCCACCGCUGGAGACUCGACAUAGAAAAGUCUACUCGUUUCAAAGACUGUCGGAGUUCGCCGGAUGGGCAAUUGAUAGCUUACUGGAGUGACAAGGCUAUCAUGGUAUUCGACAGAGCCACCACGAUAUCAAGAAUGAAUUCUAGCAAUACAUUCGGCACCGGAUUAAGAGCUACUUCAACGGAAAGCGUUCGAGAUCGCGCUCUCAGGAACGUUGGAAACCAUCGACUGGCUGGCGUCAGCUGUUCUUGGAAAUCCCUGGGGCUGACAAACUCAUACUUGGUUGCUGCUACGACAGAGACCAAGUCAUUGGAAUGCUAUGUGUUUGAUAUUGCGUUAGAUCAAACGCUGCGAACCUACAGCAAAAUCAGCUUGCCAUACGGUGGGUUCCACAGUUUGACAGUAUCACUAACUCAAAACGCGGUGGCAUGUAUCCUAAGCAAUAAUGAUCGAGCAUCAUUGUUCACGGCAGUCAUCGAGACGAAUCUAUCUGAACCAACCACGCCGUCGGCUAGUAUCUUUUCGGAAACUUCAACACGACAAGAGUAUCAGGAUGCUGGAAUCCGCCUUGUCCAACAGAAGGUUCUUGACCUAGACUGUUCUAUAUCCUCGGUCGAGCACGUAGCGCUCAGAACACAAGAUGAAGGAUAUAUAAUUCUUCGUAGCGCAUCGACUCUAUUUCUAUGCCUUUUCACAAUUCGCCCUCCGAGGGUGGUGAAGCAAAAGCUAAAGCUUGGAUCACCCACUAGCAGCGCCUUACGGCUAUUUACGGACAUGGUUUGCGUCCCAAGUGAAGCAAACGAAGGCCAAUCCGAAGUCAUUGUGGUAGCACAGGCCCAGCGGAUCUUCCAUCUGAAGUUUCGAGGAGCCAACGAAGCUGCCUUAAGUGUCGCCUAUCUUCCCAUUGAACAAUAUCGAAUACUCAAGAUCGCGACAAAUGGCCAAGUAGUCGUCGCUCUAGGAGCGCACUCUGGGAGCAGCCAUAUUUUUCUGCUCGAGGUAAAACUCUUAAAUCCUAAAGUCCGCCCACAACUUCAGAUAAUUGCAGAGCUUAAAGAGGUGUCGACCUCUUGCCAGGCUAAGCUUAGUGUAAUCGGCGACUGGAACGAACCCAUUGCCUUGAUAACCACCGCGACACCUGAUGGACAAUACCGUGUAUAUCACAAAGGUUUGAGUAGUUUAGCAAAUAACACUAGUUGAGAAGAGUGGUUAAAUUCAGCAAUUAUUCCAUGCUGCCCAAUUCCAUAUCAGAAGAUUCCUUUCUACUUCUCCC